Molecule: messenger RNA, 2650 nt
Organism: Juglans regia (Persian walnut)
Lineage: Eukaryota; Viridiplantae; Streptophyta; Magnoliopsida; Fagales; Juglandaceae
Product: O-fucosyltransferase 27-like
Exons: 10
Coding region: 199-2250 (683 amino acids)
Cellular component (GO): endosome; trans-Golgi network; Golgi apparatus
Source: RefSeq, a predicted model, not a curated record
UCGAAAGUUCAAACACCUCCUAAUCCUAUAGUCCACGAGACAUGAACUCACACGAGUCAACUUCCUCUCUCCGUCGCUGUCUUUUCUACCAAGACUUCUAAUUCCUUCUCAGUUUCCGGCUUUAUAGCUCUGUUGGUCAGAGAGAGAAAGAGAGAGAUUUUCUUGGAGAGAUUUUGGAAGCCAUAGAUAGAGGUUUCUAUGAAAGGGCAGGGGAAAAUGUUCUUGAACUCUAGACUGAAGUGGAUUGGUCUGUUUGGGCUUCUGCUAUCAGCUUUUUCUCUCUUCAUUCACUUUUUGCUUGCUAGAUUCACUGAGGGUGGCAUUAUAGAGUACCAGUCUUCAAUUACAGUCUUCUCCUGGAGACCCAUCUUUGAAAGUGCAAAUUUUCCCAGAACUAGUCCAAUGUAUAGACGGCUGUGGGGUCCAAUAAGGCUUCUUGAAUCUUUGCAUCCUGAUGCAAAUCCCAGACGAUACUAUGCUGAUCCCAGUUCGCAAACAAAUGGAUUUAUCUUUGUUAGAAUACAAGGUGGUUUCCAUGAGAUCAGGAAUUCGAUAUGCGAUGUGGUUGUAGUUUCUCGGCUUCUUAAUGCUACCUUAGUAAUUCCUGAGAUCCAGUCAACUACAAGAAGCAAGGGGAUCAGCUCUGAGUUCAAGAGUUUUGCAUACCUGUACAAUGAGGACCAGUUCAUGGCAGCCUUGACAAAAGAUGUCAACAUUGUGAGGACCCUUCCUAAAAAUCUCAAAUGGGCAAGGAGAAAGAAGGAAAUUCCUAGUUUCAAAGUGCGUUACUCAGCUUCACCGUAUUAUUAUCUGAACCAAGUUCUUUUAGUAUUGAAGAAACAUUUGGUGGUUGAACUCGUUGUAUCUGAAGGUGGAUGCUUGCAGGCCAUCCUUCCACCUGAACUUGAACACCAGGAAGAGCUCCAAAGGCUGAGAUGUAGGGUUGCUUUCCAUGCCCUUCGGUUUCGGCAGGAGGUCCAUGAACUUGCUACCAAAGUUUUAUCUAGGUUAUGGGCUCCUGGACGGCCAUUUAUAGCCUAUGACCCAGGGAUGACCAGUGAAGCUUUAGCAUAUCAUGGUUGUGCUGAACUCUUCCAGGAUGUACAUACUGAGCUCAUCCAGCACAAAAGGUCUUGGAUGAUAAAACGUGGGAUUGUUGAAGAGAAGUUAUCGGUGAAUUCAGCUAAGCGGCGCCUUGGUGGUUCUUGUCCACUAAUGCCAGAAGAGAUUGGUAUUCUUCUUCGUUCAUAUGGAUACUCAUGGGACACAAUAAUAUAUGUCUCUGGUGGAGAAGUCUUUGGUGGCCAAAGGACAUUGCUUCCUCUUCAUGCUAUGUUUGAAAAUGUUGUUGAUAAAACUUCCCUUACCACUCCUUGGGAGCUCAGUAGGCUUUAUGGUCGUGAGGUUAACCUUAUUAGCAGUUAUCCUAAAAACCCACCUCCAAUUGAGAAAAAGAUAAAGUAUGAAUCUUGGAAAACUGAAGGGCCACGUCCUCGCCCACUCCCACCACCUCCGGCUAGGCCGAAAUCGUAUAACGUUGAAGGUUGGUGGGGUUGGGUGGCUGAGAGUGAUAAUGAGCCUGAGAGUACAGUGAUGGAGUUGCGGACCAAUGCCCAUAAAUUGCUGUGGGAAGCAAUUGACUAUGUGAUAUGCGUCGAAGCUGAUGUGUUCAUCACUGGAUUCGAUUUUGAUGGCAAAGGACACCCAAAUUUUGCCAGCUUGGUAAUGGGGCACAGACUCUAUCAGUCAGCUGCAUUGAAAACAUAUAGACCAGACAGAAAAGAAGUUGCCAAGCUUUUAGAAGAAAUCCAUGACCAUUUAUAUCAGGCAAACCAUACUUGGCUAAAAUCAGUGCGCAAGCAUAUGAGACAGAGAUUGCUUGAUGGACUAAUGGAAGCAUCCACAAAAUCAAAACCAUUAUCCUUUCUCUCUCAUCCAAUUCCUGAAUGUUCUUGCCUGAGGUACGACUCUAAAGAAACAUCAUUUCAUGCUUCAAGUCCUUCAACUCAGUCACAAGUUGAGGCUGCUCUUGGAGUUGCACAUCAAUGCCCUGCUUGGAUGGACAGUGAUUUGAUAUUGCAUUCAAAAGACAAAGAUAAUGAAGAGGAUCUUGAUGAAGACGAUUCCACGUCAUCUGGGUUGUUUUUUCGAAAUAGUGGUGAAAGUCAUGAAAGUGGAGGUGGGGAAUCAAACAACAAAGAAGAAGCUCAAUUGAAUGACCUAGAGGAGCUUGAAGGUGGAGAAAGAUAAUGGAAAAGGCAAAAUGGGUGCCAGUAAUGGUCUCUUUUGCUUGCCCAUGACUUUUUAUCUUCAUCCAUACUAUUGCCAAUUUCCCAGAAAGGUUGUAAUGUAUUGUUGGCUUUAGUUCAACAAGACCAGCAGCGAACUUUCUACUUGUGGAUCAAGAACUCAAUGACUUGGGGGCACUUUUAGUUCAGCUUAUGGCAGUUCAGACAUAUCAGUUCUGGCACCAAGCACUUUUACAUAGUACUAGAUCUAGAUUAUUUCAGUACCCAUCUGAGGAAUAGCAGUCUUGCUUAAUUAUGUAAACAAGCAGCAAUUUUGAUGUAACAUAGCAUCAUGUCUUCACUGAAAACCUCAAUUCAUGUAAGAAUUCUUUAUUUUGUCUGUACUAUCAAUACAUUCAAAU